This is a messenger RNA of Lipotes vexillifer (Yangtze River dolphin), 1944 nucleotides long. It is a transcript of the gene APLP1, whose product is annotated as amyloid beta precursor like protein 1. The transcript is spliced from 17 exons. Bases 1 to 1944 code for a protein of 647 amino acids. Gene Ontology annotation, biological process: axonogenesis; central nervous system development. Gene Ontology annotation, cellular component: plasma membrane; Golgi apparatus. The record is from RefSeq and is a predicted model, not a curated record. Lineage: Eukaryota; Metazoa; Chordata; Mammalia; Artiodactyla; Lipotidae. Gene Ontology annotation, molecular function: transition metal ion binding; alpha-2A adrenergic receptor binding; heparin binding.
AUGGGACCCGCCAUCCCCGCCGCUCGCGGUCUGGGCCCGCUGCCGCUGUUGCUGCCACUAUUGCUGCUGCUUCUGCGCGCGCAGCUCGCCGUCGGGAGCCUGGCCGGUGGGAGUCCCAGCGCUGCCGAGGUCCCAGGGUCUGCGCAGGUGGCUGGACUAUGCGGGCGCCCAACCCUUCACCGGGACCUGCGUACCGGCCGCUGGGAACCAGACCCACAGCUCUCACGACGCUGUCUCCGGGACCCGCAACGCGUGCUGGAGUACUGCAGACAGAUGUACCCGGAGCUGCAGAUUGCACGUGUGGAACAGGCGACACAGGCCAUCCCCAUGGAGCAAUGGUGCGGGGAUGCCCGAGGUGGCCGCUGUGCCCACCCCCACCACCAGGUUGUGCCUUUCCGCUGCCUCGAGGGUGAAUUUGUGAGCGAGGCCCUGCUGGUGCCUGAAGGCUGCCGGUUCCUGCACCAGGAGCGCAUGGACCAGUGCGAGAGUUCCACCCAGAGGCGUCAGGAGGCACAGGAGGCCUGCAGCUCCCAGGGCUUCAUCCUGCAUGGCUCGGGCAUGCUUUUGCCCUGUGGCGCGGAUCGGUUCCGAGGUGUGGAGUAUGUGUGCUGCCCCCCUCCAGUGACCCCCAACCCGUCUGGGACAGCAGUUGGGGAUCCUUCCACUCGGUCGUGGCCCCCCGGGGGCAGAGUUGAGGGGGGUGAGGAUGAGGAAGAGGAGGAAUCCUUCCUACAGCCAGUAGAUGAUUACUUUGUGGAGCCCCCACGGGCUGGGGAGGAGGAAGAGGAGGAAAGAGUCCCACCCUCAAGCUCCCAUCCCCCUGCAGGGGUCAGCAAAGUGACCCCCACCCCGAGGCCCACGGAUGGUGUGGACGUGUACUUUGGCAUGCCUGGAGAAAUCAGCGAGCAUGAGGGGUUCCUGCGGGCCAAGAUGGAUCUGGAGGAGCGCAGGAUGCGUCAGAUUAACGAGGUGAUGCGUGAAUGGGCCAUGGCGGACAACCAGUCCAAGAACCUGCCUAAAGCCGACAGACAGGCCCUGAAUGAGCACUUCCAGUCCAUUCUGCAGACCCUGGAGGAGCAGGUGUCUGGUGAGCGACAGCGCCUGGUGGAGACCCAUGCCACCCGAGUCACUGCCCUUAUCAACGACCAGCGCCGGGCUGCCUUGGAAGGUUUCCUGGCGGCACUGCAGGGGGAUCCGCCUCAGCCAGAGCGCGUCCUGCUGGCCCUGCGGCGCUACCUGCGAGCAGAACGGAAGGAGCAAAGGCACACGCUGAGGCACUACCAGCACGUGGCUGCCGUGGACCCCGAGAAGGCCCAGCAGACGCGCCUCCAGGUGCAGACUCACCUUCAAGUAAUCGAGGAAAGGAUGAAUCAGAGCCUGGGGCUGCUUGACCAGAACCCCCGCCUGGCUCAGGAGCUGCGGCCUCAUAUCCAGGAACUCCUCCACUCUGAACACCUGGGCCCCAGUGAAUUGGAAGUCCCUGCCCCGGGGGGCAGCAAUGAGGACAAGGGUGGGCUGCAGCCCCUGGAUUCCAAGGAUGCAGACACCCCCAUGGCCCUUCCAAAAGGGUCCACAGAACAAGAUGCUGCAUCCUCUGAGAAGGAGAAGAUGUCAGCCCUGGAGCAGUAUGAACGAAAGGUGAAUGUGUCUGUUCCAAGGGGUUUUCCUUUCCACUCAUCGGAGAUUCAGAGAGAUGAGCUGGCACCAGCUGGAACAGGCAUGUCCCGAGAGGCUGUGUCUGGUCUGCUGAUCAUGGGAGCGGGUGGUGGCUCCCUGAUCAUCCUCUCCAUGCUGCUCUUGCGCAGGAAGAAACCCUACGGGGCUAUCAGCCAUGGAGUGGUGGAGGUGGACCCCAUGCUGACCCUGGAGGAGCAGCAGCUGCGUGAACUGCAGCGUCACGGCUAUGAGAACCCUACCUACCGCUUCCUGGAGGAACGACCCUGA